Pocillopora meandrina is the source of this 732-nucleotide messenger RNA. NCBI's taxonomy places the organism in Eukaryota, Metazoa, Cnidaria, Anthozoa, Scleractinia, Pocilloporidae. The record is from the annotation of a GenBank genome assembly.
ACUUGGCAUUAGAACAUGCGUCGUGAUGACUCCCUUGCUGGGUGUCACGUGGUUAUUUGGACUCCUUUCGCCUGCACACAAAACUUUCGCCUACAUUUUCACCGUACUCAACUCCACUCAGGUGAGUUUUAGUCCUACUUUUUUUAUCCAUUUAAAAACAUUUUUGCUAUGGUCAGAUGACAUCUACUACGGUAACUACAAAAUAAGACAUACGAUGAUGAAGCUAAGAAAAAAGAAAGAAAAAAGAGAAAUAUACUUUCUACUGCUUUUUUGUCAUUCUCGUAACUUAAGAGGUUAUAUGGUGUGAUUGAUUAAACUUAAUUCACUAUACUCUAAGAUAUUAAAACAAAAACUAAAAAGAAAACAAACAAAGAAAACAAAACCUCUCUUUUAUCUAACCUGAAUUGCAUACUGUAAAAAAAAAUGACCCUGAAAACGAGUUCCUUUGUUUUUUAAGGGUUUCCUGAUUUUCAUUCUUCACUGUGUGCGAAAUGGUCAGGUAAGUUUAAUUUUAAAAGAAUAAAUAUGGUGUAGAUAACGAGGUUUUAAAAAUUUACUAUACAAGUGUAAAAGGAUACAUUGGUAUGCCUUCUUUUCCUUAGAUUAGAGUAAGAAAAAGAAAGCUUUCAAAUUACUUGUUUAUCUGCAGAUUAAAGAGUGAUUCAAUAGAAAGAUGAAUAUGAUAUUUCCAUCCGAAAACAUUGGAAACUCCACAAAGAAGAGCUCACAGGU